AUGAAGGACUACGAUCGCAAAUUUAGUUUGCUGAGUCUCUUCAAGAAUCCCUACAAGUUCACCGAUGCUCAGUCGUCACGCAAAUGCUCCACGACGAGUGGCAGCAGCAGCAGCAGCGCGAGCAAAGCGGCAACUAUUGCUGCCAACACUGGCGCUGUCUGCUCGCCGAGCUGGAAGAGCUAUGCGGGCGCGGGCUCACCGCAUGCUGCACUUAAUCCCGCCUUUGGGGGCAUGGCACUCGGAGGCGGCGGCGGCGGCGGCGGCGGUGGAGGUGGGGCGCGCAAGGACAGCAGCAGUUUUAGCGGCAUCAAUUUCGGUGGCAGUGGUGCGGGCAGCGGUGCAGCGUUCAGUCGCGAUGCUGCAUCCAAUGGCGGCGGCUACAAUGAUCUCUCCAAGAACCGCAAGGUACACAAGUGCGAUACCGAGGGCUGCGACAAGGUCUACACCAAAAGUUCGCAUCUCAAGGCGCACAAGCGCACGCACACAGGUGAGAAGCCGUAUGUGUGCACCUGGGAGGGCUGCAUCUGGCGCUUCGCCCGCUCCGAUGAGCUGACCCGCCACUACAGGAAACACACGGGCGUCAAGCCCUUUCGCUGUCAGCUGUGCACUCGGAGUUUCAGUCGAUCCGAUCAUCUCUCGCUGCACAUGCGACGCCACUGAGCCACUGAGCCACGGAGCCACUGAGCCACCGGCCAUAUGGAAAUAUGCAUACAUACAUAUAUACUCACUAUAGCCACGCGACGCCCAUGCCCAUGACCACGCCCACUUCAACAUCACACACAUAGUUAGGAAAGAAGCCCUCAAAUGAGGCCAUUUCUUGUUUUGUGACGUUUUUUUCUCUCCUUAUUAUUUAUAAAACUUCUGUUUCAUGCAUCAUUUCGUUCAGUUUUUAUGUCGUAACGCUUAAGUAGCUCAAUUUAGUUGGAUAAGCGGGCUCAAA
Molecule: messenger RNA, 940 nt
Organism: Drosophila grimshawi
Lineage: Eukaryota; Metazoa; Arthropoda; Insecta; Diptera; Drosophilidae
Product: Krueppel-like factor 7
Exons: 2
Coding region: 1-660 (219 amino acids)
Biological process (GO): regulation of transcription by RNA polymerase II
Molecular function (GO): RNA polymerase II cis-regulatory region sequence-specific DNA binding; DNA-binding transcription factor activity, RNA polymerase II-specific
Source: RefSeq, a predicted model, not a curated record